Molecule: messenger RNA, 1805 nt
Organism: Hippopotamus amphibius kiboko
Lineage: Eukaryota; Metazoa; Chordata; Mammalia; Artiodactyla; Hippopotamidae
Gene: LZTFL1
Product: leucine zipper transcription factor like 1
Exons: 10
Coding region: 490-1389 (299 amino acids)
Biological process (GO): negative regulation of protein localization to cilium
Cellular component (GO): cytoplasm
Source: RefSeq, a predicted model, not a curated record
CAAGUCUGGGACGCGCCACGAGACCGUUAAAGGGUCGGGAGUCGACGAUCGAGGCCACGGCCGUCGGGGCUUCAAGGCCACAGGAAGUGCGGGACAAGCCCGGAGCAGCACAGCAGACCCUGAUACUCCACGGCUCGCGGGAGCGACGGGUCUCGCGGCUGCAGGUCCACUCCCGUUACCAUUGGCAACGGCGGCCGCCCGCAAAGUCGGCGUGGCACGAAAAGGAGGGACAUCCCGGCUCUGGAAGCAAAUGCGCAUGCGGCGGUCCGCCGGUCACGCGGCACUUCCUGUUGUGUGAUCUUGAGGACCAAUGAAAGUGCGUAACUCUAGGGUCACGUGCGUGGGUUCCCAUUAGCAACCGGAGGCUUCUAAAUGACCCGCCCUCUCUCCGCGUCCUCCGCGGUCCAACUUCCCUUGGCGACCCCAGGCUUGGCGAGGGUGCGCCUGGCCUCUCCCGUUUUUCCAGACCGCUGAGCCCUGCCUACCGCCAUGGCAGAGUUGGGUCUAAAUGAGCACCAUCAAAAUGAAGUUAUUAAUUAUAUGCGUUUUGCUCGCUCAAAAAGAGGCUUGAGACUCAAAACUGUAGAUUCCUGCUUCCAAGACCUCAAGGAGAGCAGGCUGGUGGAGGAGACCUUCACCGUAGAUGAAGUCUCUGAAGUCCUGAAUGGAUUACAGGCCGUGGUCCACAGUGAGGUGGAGUCUGAGCUCAUCAACACUGCCUACACCAAUGUGCUACUUCUGCGGCAGCUUUUCUCACAAGCUGAGAAGUGGUACCUCAGGCUACAGACAGACAUCUCUGAACUUGAAAACAGAGAAUUAUUGGAACAAGUGGCAGAAUUUGAAAAAGCAGAAUUUACAUCUUCAAAUAAAAAGCCCAUCAUAGAUAACAUAAAGCCAAAACUUGCUCCGCUUAAUGAAGGCGGAACAGCAGAACUCCUAAACAAGGAAAUUUUAAGACUGCAAGAAGAGAAUGAGAAAUUAAAGUCAAGGCUGAAGACCGUUGAAACACAGGCAACAAAUGCAUUGGAUGAGAAGUCAAAACUAGAAAGAGCACUGCGAGAUUUACAGCUUGAUCAAGGAAAUCAAAAGGAUUUUAUAAAGGCCCAAGAUUUGAGUGACUUGGAAAAUACAGUUGCUGCCUUAAAGAGCGAGUUUCAAAAGACACUUAAUGACCAGACAGAAAACCAGAAGUCCCUGGAGGAGAAUCUAGUGACGGCCAAGCAUGACCUACUCAGGGUGCAGGAGCAGCUGAGCAUGGCUGAAAAGGAAUUAGAGAAGAAAUUCCAACAAACAGCAGCUUAUCGAAACAUGAAAGAGAUUCUUACCAAGAAGAAUGACCAAAUCAAAGACCUGAGGAAAAGACUGGCAAAAUACGAGCCCGAAGAUUAAAAACUGGAGAAGAUUUCAUCUGGAAGCUGCCACCACAUGCAAGUACAGCUGUUUCUCACCUCAGGCAUGUAUUUGAAGCAGUUUGUUAUAUUCCCUCUCUUUAUUUUUCUAAUACUUAGACUUUGCUUCUAAUAUUUAGAACUAGAGUUCCUAUCUCAGUUACCUAAUUAAGAAGAGAGAAAACCUACUGACUGAUUCUGGCCGGUCAUCCCAAACUCCUCUCUGCUGAGUGCUCCAGAGUCUUAGUUCAAAUGCAGUGAGAAUUCUUUAUAGUAAAGAAGAGGCUUAUCCUUUUGCAUUAUUAUACAGAGUAUACCUUUUCAAUAAAUGUUUAAGCUAGCAUUGUCUAUACUUGUGCAUUCCCUAGAGUAAAAAUACAGAUUAAAGAUAUUACAAAUAAACCUUAUUUUUUAAAA